Molecule: messenger RNA, 609 nt
Organism: Leptosia nina
Lineage: Eukaryota; Metazoa; Arthropoda; Insecta; Lepidoptera; Pieridae
Source: the annotation of a GenBank genome assembly
AUGAAUCCUGAAUACGAUUACUUGUUCAAACUCCUAUUGAUUGGUGAUUCUGGUGUUGGCAAAUCCUGUCUGCUGUUGAGAUUUGCAGAUGACACAUAUACAGAGAGCUAUAUCAGCACUAUUGGUGUUGACUUUAAAAUAAGGACUGUAGAAUUAGAUGGAAAGACAAUAAAGUUACAAAUAUGGGACACAGCUGGUCAGGAGCGUUUCAGAACAAUCACAUCAUCAUAUUACAGAGGAGCCCACGGGAUCAUCAUUGUUUAUGACUGUACAGAUCAGGAUUCAUUUAGCAACGUGAAACAGUGGUUGGAGGAAAUUGAUCGCUAUGCAUGUGAUAAUGUAAACAAGCUUCUGGUUGGUAACAAAUGUGAUCUUACUACAAAGAAAGCAGUUGACUACACUACGGCUAACCAAUAUGCCGAGCAGCUGGGCAUACCGUUCCUGGAGACAAGUGCGAAGAACUCUACAAACCGCCCGCCGGGGCCUCCGUCAAGAUUGACCAGGGGCGGCCCAUCGACACUGGCAAAUCAUCCUGCUGCUGAAUAUUACUCACACUCGGCUGGCGACCGAAGCAGUUGGCCGCGCCAGCGCGCCUCACCACACUGUUAA